GCCAGAUAUUAUGGCUUCCUCGAUUCCCGUCAUCCUCUGCGGCCGCACCGAAGGCAUCGGCGCAGGGGUAAUCGAGGCCCUCAAACCCGAAAUCGAAGUCAUUCACUUCAUCCUCACACCCGAAGCGGGUAAAAACCAGAUACCGGCGCUUUUGAAAGGCGACAAAAACGUGCUGUCGGAUUCUGGCCUAGGGUCAAAGAAUUACGAGCGCACUGCGGAAGCUUUGUUGUUGGGGGCUGGAUAUAGUGAAGAAGAGAUUGAAGAGAUGCGUGAGGCGAGCAAGGAGGUGAAAGGUGUGCCGUGGCUGCGACCGGAUACUGAAAAGCCGGCUCCGCCGCUUGGGCCGGAAUAUGGAAAGGCUUUGGUUGCGAGGAUCAAGGAGACAAUGAAUGGACUGGCGGAGAAGGGUGAGAUGGGGCAGGAUGCGGUUGUGUGGUAUUGAAAAGAGUGCGAAUGCGUGCCGCUCCUUUCAGUGAGCCCAAGUUCCUACGUCGACAAAGCGAAAUAAUGGGUACUUCUUCGGUCUCAACUCUGACGCUCAUAGAUCUCAUGUUGACUGGUGGUUUUUGUUUGGACCCAAGGGCCAUAUAAGGUUGUAGUUCUGCACUCACAUUAAACCCCU
Messenger RNA from Paraphaeosphaeria sporulosa, 622 nucleotides. RefSeq lists its product as uncharacterized. NCBI's taxonomy places the organism in Eukaryota, Fungi, Ascomycota, Dothideomycetes, Pleosporales, Didymosphaeriaceae. The transcript is spliced from 2 exons. The record is from RefSeq and is a predicted model, not a curated record. Bases 11 to 442 code for a protein of 143 amino acids.